GCGGCUCUAUGCAUUGUUGUCGGAACAGAAAGCGAGUUGAGAUUGAUAUACGGGGGCCGAAGACAAGUUGUGCAUAUCAUCAUCAGACCAGCUGCAGAGCAGGCAGCAGCAGCAGCAAGCUACCAACGGGUCCUGAACUCAUCCUUCCAGACAUGGGUUGCUAUGACUGCUGUAUGCGCUGUUUGGGUGGGGUGCCAUACUGCUCCCUGGUCGCCACGCUGCUGUGUUUCUCUGGCAUUGCCCUGUUCUGCGGUUGUACUCACCAGGCACUCACAGAGACAGAGAGACUCAUCGAGACUUACUUUGCCCGCAACCUUCAGGACUACAUCACGCUUGCCUACAUCAUUCAGUAUUUCCAGUAUGUCAUCUAUGGUUUGGCCACCUUUUUCUUCGUCUACUGCAUCAUCCUGUUGGCUGAGGGCUUCUACACCACGAGCGCUGCCAAGCAAACCUUUGGAGAGUUCAGGAGCACCAUGUGUGGCCGCUGCCUCAGCUCCUCGUUUAUAGUGAUGACAUAUGUGCUAGCUGUGCUGUGGCUGUUGGUGUUCGCCUUCUCAGCCCUGCCUGUGCACUUUUUUUACAACAUGGAUGCCACCUGUCACACUAUUGAUGUUCUGACUGAGACCCCAGCCAGUAUCAACCAGCUCUGUGUGGAUGCAAGGCAAUAUGGUCUCCUGCCAUGGAAUGCAGUACCAGGGAAAGCUUGUGGAAUUACUCUGUCCACUAUUUGCAAGACCAGAGAGUAUCAAAUGACUUAUGACCUCUACAUUGCUGCCUUCGCCGGCGCAGGCAUCACUCUCCUAGCUCUGCUCACCUACACUGUGUCAACCACCUAUAACUUUGCUGUUCUGCGGUAUCUGGGGAGAAAGGGGAUAAGUGCACGGUGUUAGGCUCGCCUGCUUCUUGUCUGCUCUGUGUCUACUUCACCACCAACAUGGGGAUCUAUAAGGACAACAACAAAUCUCUCUUUCUAAAUCAUCACUACAGAGCCACCUGUUGACAUGGACUCUUAAAAAUCUUGUCUUUGUAUUUUUACUUUUCUUAUGGGAACAGUUUUAGUGUUUUCUUUUACUGUAUUUUAUGUAUCUGAGGUUUGUCUGCUGAUUUUACAUGCAGCAAGUCUUACUUAUUAUUUUCAUACCCUCAUGACCAAAAUAUUUGUAAGUUAUUGCUCUUUUUAUUUGUCCACAUUAGAGUCCGAAAUUCCCUUUCGCUUAAGUUAACCUCCAAAUAACACUAAGCUAAUUCAUUAACAUUUUAGGAAAUAACCAUCUAUGUUACUGCAACACAUGUAGCUUAAAUGCAGCUGUUCUAGGGAAUAGGGAUUUUAGGUUACCAUAGCUACCACCCCUCACAUCUGGUUGUCAUGGUGGCAGACAAGCAUGCAUUUGCAGUCUCACGCUGACCUCAGGACUUUUCUCACGGACUGGAGAAAAAGCCAAAACAAUGGAGUCAGGCCUGUUUUUGAAAAGCUAGCCAAUAGGGAGCCAGCUGUGGGGGCCACCUGCACAACGAGUCUCUGCCAAGGGUUAUAUUACAUGUCAAGGGAGAGGGUCCUCAGGACAAAGAGGGGGUUAGACCCAGCCAAAGCCUCAAUGAGGGUCUUCUGGGACAGCAACCACACACAACACCAUCCAAAUGCUUCUACAAGACCUCUACCUCUCUCUGGAUAAUGAAAGGAAAGAUUCAGUGAGGGGACGGAGGGAAUUUUGAUAGAUUUUGAAGUUUCUUUCCAAAAAGGGAGAUAUUAGUGAAGUCUGAUCGAAGAAGGUCUGAAAUUGUUUCUCAUAAUUUUGAGAUUGCAAAAGCACUAGGUGCUAACUUACCAAGUGGCCUUAUAUGUAGCCUAAAACACAUUGUAAGAUGUGUCCCCUGCUUUUUAUGCAUGGUUGAGGUACUUUUAAAGAGAGAUGACUGCUUUGUUUUUCUCUCAUUCUAUAGGAAUUUUGUUGUAGUUAUUGUAUAACACCUCUUUUAUUUAGCUGAUUUACUAUUUUUCACUUUGGGUGUUACUAACUGAAGCCCUUAGCAAUGUUAUAAUUAGAUUCUUCUAUUUGGUUGAAGCUUUAUCAAGCUGCGAUAGGUAGAUUUGGUGAUUAUUUUUGUGUUGGUAAAGUUUGAUAAUAAAAAGAUUCUGUAAAAUA
Molecule: messenger RNA, 2144 nt
Organism: Cheilinus undulatus (humphead wrasse)
Lineage: Eukaryota; Metazoa; Chordata; Actinopteri; Labriformes; Labridae
Gene: plp1a
Product: proteolipid protein 1a
Exons: 7
Coding region: 9-890 (293 amino acids)
Biological process (GO): axon development; central nervous system myelination
Cellular component (GO): plasma membrane; myelin sheath
Molecular function (GO): structural constituent of myelin sheath
Source: RefSeq, a predicted model, not a curated record